Molecule: messenger RNA, 1111 nt
Organism: Papaver somniferum (opium poppy)
Lineage: Eukaryota; Viridiplantae; Streptophyta; Magnoliopsida; Ranunculales; Papaveraceae
Product: proteasome subunit beta type-4-like
Exons: 7
Coding region: 102-821 (239 amino acids)
Cellular component (GO): proteasome core complex
Source: RefSeq, a predicted model, not a curated record
CUAAAAAUAUUUUGCCUCUCCUUAAUAGAAUUUCCGCCCCUCUCUUUAAGAACUUAAGCGUUAAAAUUAAUUCUUCCCCUCUUCUAGAGCUGAAAAAAAAUAUGGAGAGAAUCGAAGGUUUGUUAGGCCCGGAAGACAACAAGUCAAGAACAUUGAGCCCAUAUGUUACUGGAACAUCUGUGCUUGGUAUUAAGUACAAAGAUGGAGUUCUCAUGGCUGCCGAUAUGGGAGGUUCUUAUGGUUCAACUCUGCGCUACAAGAACGUGGAACGAGUUAAACCAGUUGGAAAACAUACUCUUGUCGGUGCUAGUGGAGAAAUUAGUGAUUUCCAGGAGAUCAUGCGUUAUCUUGAUGAACUUAUCUUGUACGACAACAUGUGGGACGAUGACAAUUCUUUGGGCCCAAAAGAGAUUCACAACUAUUUAACUCGGGUGAUGUAUAAUAGGCGUAACAAGUUUGAUCCACUUUGGAAUUCACUUGUCAUCGGUGGAGUAAAAAAUGGCAAGAAAUAUCUUGGCACGGUCAGUAUGCUAGGAGUGCAUUUUGAAGACGAUCACAUAGCAACCGGCUUUGGGAAUCAUCUGGCUCGGCCGAUCCUCCGUGCUGAACAUAGUAAUGACAUGAGCUUUGAAGAUGCUGUUAAGUUACUGGAGAAGUGUAUGCUUGUACUUCUUUACCGUGAUAGAUCUGCAAUCAACAAGCUUCAGAUCUCUAACAUUACUGAAGAAGGGGUCACAAUUUCACAGCCUUACUCUCUGAAAACUUUCUGGGGUUUGUCCGCCUUCAAAGAUCCAACCAAGGGUGCCCAAGGUUCAUGGUAGUGACAUUGUCCUUUAAUGUCUUGACAUUGACAUCCCCUAUAUAUGGAUUAAGAAACUCAUGACAUGUAUUAAAAGUUGACGUUUGUUCAACUAGACAUGUAUUAAAAGUUGCUGCAACUUGAUCCAUCAAGUUUUGUAUAGAUUGCUUCAGGCUGUCCUUAUAUUGGAUGUUUUGCUUACGAAUUGUUAGCCCAUUUUUCUUUUAUUUUGUCGGAUUCAGUGGGUUAUCUGCUUAAAAUGCAAACUGUUUCUUAAAAAAAUUUAUAAUAAUAGAGAUUACUGUACUAGUA